AUGUCUUUAUCACUGCUCAUAUCAAUAUAUCUAUCUGUUUAUCUAUCUAUGUUUGUCUGUCUAUCUAUCUUCAUCAAUUUUUUUUUUAUUUAUGUCUCUCCCACAUUUUUCUUUCUUUCUUUCUUUCUUUCUUUCUCUGUAUUAUUCUCACUCUUUUCUUUCUUUAUCUCUUCGUCUCGCUUUCUUAAUUUUAUUUUACUGCUUCUUAUUUUCUUUUCUUUUUCCUUGACCACACUUUUCCUUUCUGUAUCUUUGUCUUUUUAUUUCACUGUCACCUUUUAUCCUCUCUUUGUUGCAUCUUCUUACACUCGUUCUCUUUUGCCCUUUUAUUUCUUCUCCCAAUCUUUCUUUCCAUUCUUUCUUACUACAUAUCACUCACUUCAUUUUUCAAUUUCUUUCCUCCUGUUCUGUAUUCCUUUAUUUCUCUUACUUCUUUCUUCCUACAAUUUUACCCUGUCUCUCAACUUCUCUCCCCAUUUUUCCUCUUCAUUCUUGUUCCUUCUUUUCCAGAUAAUGCCUCAGACUGCUCCCCAAAAGUAUUGA
Molecule: messenger RNA, 543 nt
Organism: Acanthosepion pharaonis
Lineage: Eukaryota; Metazoa; Mollusca; Cephalopoda; Sepiida; Sepiidae
Source: the annotation of a GenBank genome assembly